AUGCGUAGAAUACAAAGAUAUAUGGAAAGAAGACAGCUGAGAGAUGCUCAGAAUCCAUUUCAUCUUCCACGAGAUAAAUUUAUAAACUAUUUUCGCUUAACUCCAGAAAUUGUAAUCGAGAUCGCAACUGAAUUAAGGGCCGAUUUACGUAAUACACGACUUACCGGCUUAGCGCCAGAAAUCAAGGUGUUGAUAGCCAUACAGUUUUACGCCCAAGGCAGUUAUCAAAGAAGUGUCGGCAAUCAAGUUUUCUGGACUGUCAGCCAGCCAACAACAAGUCGUUGUCUUCAUGCCGUAACUGAAGCAAUCAAUCGACAACAAGCGCGUGCAAAAUUCUCCGUUGCUGCGUAUCAAUUCGAAGGUGCUAUCGGUGCUAUAGACUGUACUUUCAUUCAUAUUAUAGGUCCACGCGAAAAUGAAGAGGCAUUCGUUAAUCAUCACGGUCGCCAUUCUUUAAAUGUGCAAACGAUUGUUGAUCCAGAAAUGAAGAUACUCAACAUUAAUCCGAGAUACCCUGGUGCACGAAAUGACGCAUACAUCUGGAGCACAUCACCAAUUCGUCGAGUAAUGGAAUUCCAUUACAAUCGAGGAGAACGCAAAACUUGGCUGAUCGGCGAUGCUGGAUACCCGUUGGAACCAUGGCUCAUGAUGCCUUUGGCCGAUUUUCCUGAAGACACACGACAAUUCCAAUACACGCAGAAACUUUGUAAAGCAAGAAAUGUCGUUGAACGUUUCUUUGGUGUCUUCAAAUCUGUAUGGAGAUGUUGUUCCUAUCAGCGUGUGCUGAUGUAUGAACCAGUGUUUGCUGCAAAAAUAGUUAAUGCAUGUGCAGUAUUGCAUAACAUAAGAAUUCGACAUCGUUUGCAUCUCGAAGAAUUCGAAGCACCAAUAGCUGCUAAUAAUCCUCAAAAUGAAAAUGCUGGGGCUAAUGAAAUCAACGAAGAUGUAAUUCAAAGAGGACCACGUGCUUUGGCUCAAAGAAUUCAACGCCAAAUAAUGAGAGAAAGAUUUCCCAAUUAUCGUGAUGCACAAGCUGAAGGUGAUUAA
Molecule: messenger RNA, 1047 nt
Organism: Cyphomyrmex costatus
Lineage: Eukaryota; Metazoa; Arthropoda; Insecta; Hymenoptera; Formicidae
Product: putative nuclease HARBI1
Exons: 4
Coding region: 1-1047 (348 amino acids)
Source: RefSeq, a predicted model, not a curated record